Molecule: messenger RNA, 1968 nt
Organism: Trypanosoma brucei brucei TREU927
Lineage: Eukaryota; Euglenozoa; Kinetoplastea; Trypanosomatida; Trypanosomatidae
Product: nucleolar GTP-binding protein 1
Exons: 1
Coding region: 1-1968 (655 amino acids)
Biological process (GO): ribosomal large subunit biogenesis
Cellular component (GO): nucleolus
Molecular function (GO): GTPase activity; RNA binding; GTP binding
Source: RefSeq, a predicted model, not a curated record
AUGUCGACAAUCUACAAUUUCAAAACGGUGACUGUUGUCCCCUCAUACAAGGACUUCAUCGACAUUGUUCUUUCCAAAACGCAGAGAAAGACACCAACCGUGGUCCACAAGGGGUAUCAUAUUUCCCGCAUUCGUCAGUUCUACAUGCGGAAGGUGAAGUUCACGCAGAAAACCAUCAACGAAAAGCUCACCCACAUCCUAACCGAGUUUCCGCGAAUGGAUGACAUCCACCCGUUCUACGGCGAUUUGAUGCAUGUAUUGUACGACCGCGACCACUAUAAGGUGGCGCUGGGUCAGGUCGGCGCGGUGCGACACAUGGUGGAUAAUGUGGGCCGUGAUUACGUGCGGCUUUUGAAAUACGGUGACUCUCUCUACCGCUGUAAGCAGUUGAAGCGCGCAGCCCUUGGCCGCAUGGCAACCGCUUGCAAAAAGCUCACGAGCGCUCUGGUAUACCUGGAGAAAGUGAGGCAACACAUGUCUCGACUGCCCUCUAUUGACCCCAACGCCCGAACACUGCUUAUCACGGGGUUCCCCAACGUCGGUAAGUCAAGUUUCAUGAACAAGGUCACCCGCGCGGAUGUAGAAGUACAACCCUAUGCCUUCACAACAAAGUCUCUCUUCGUCGGGCACACGGACUUCAAGUAUGCCAGUUGGCAGGUAAUUGACACUCCGGGUAUUCUGGACCAUUCCCUUGAGGAGCGCAACGUUAUUGAGAUGCAAGCGAUCACCGCACUUGCCCAUCUUCGUGCGUGCAUUCUCUUCUUCAUGGACCUUAGCACUCAAUGCGGGCAUUCAAUAGCCCAGCAGGUUUCCCUUUUCAAGUCUAUUGGCCCCCUCUUCACUGGCAAACCGGUGAUUGUCGUAUUCAACAAGAGUGAUCUGUGUACUUUCGACGACAUUACGGCAGAAGAGCAAUCUCUCGUUAUGACAGCCAUUGAAGAGUGUGGCGCCAAAUGGAUUACGACCAGCACGCUCACUGACGCCGGCGUAGGCGGCCUCAAGACUUUGGCGUGUGAAACGCUGCUUGCACAUCGUUCGGAACAAAAGGAAGGGAGCGGUCGGUUUCAGGCUAUACAAAAUCGUCUCUACUGUGCGGUGCCGCAGAAACGCGAUAACGUGGAAAGACCUGCGUAUGUUCCCCCUUCAGUGGAAGAGAUUCGCCAGCGACUUGCAUCCGGUGAGCCAGUGCGCGAGCGCCGCAAAACGGAACGGGAUUAUGAGUGGGAAAAUGGGGGACCUGGACAGUACCAACCAAAUGAGCGGAAGACAUGGGAUCUAGAGAACCCCGAAUGGGUGGAUGAUAUCAUCCCUGAUAUCAUGGACGGGCACAACAUCUACGAUAACGUAGACCCUGACAUCCAUGAGCGGUUGAUGGAAUUGGAAGCAGAGGAGGACGCACGUCUGCAGGAAUUGGAGUUGGAGGCAUCUAAGAAACGUCCACAAUAUGAGUUACACGAGUCUACUGUCGAGGCUGUUCGUUUUAUCAGGGACAAAAUCAAGGUGAUUAAGAUGGAGAGGGCUAUGAAGAACCCUUCACUACGUCGCACUAGGCGGCAAUCAGUUGCAAUUGAGAAGUUUAACAAGCGAACGGGAAGCCAGGUCGAUCGCUCAGCAACCCCUGGUUGUUCAUCUGAAACCACGAAUUCGUCCGCGAAGAGAGGUCGGUCCUUGUCCGCUGCACAGGAGGCAGUUAUGCGGGACCGUUCAUCUUCGCACAUGUCUACCAAAACAACGCGUGGCAUUAGUUCUCACUCUGCGACUCGCGAUCGCUCACUUAGCGUAAACCGCGGCGAGGGGUACAGAGACGUCAAUGAGAAGCUGCGUGCUGUGAAGCUGAGUAAGGUGGUCGCUCGCCCGCGCAACCUUCAAGCUAAGAAGGGAGAGGGUGAUCGUGCCAUACCGAACCUUCGGCCGAAGCAUCUCUUCACGGGUAAGGUGAAAUCUAACGGCAGACGCGACAGACGCUGA